GGAUUAUCGCUCAUACGUUACUAAGAACAUCCAAAAUGAUAUUCUUAAAUAAGUUUUUAUUUUUAAUUUUGCUUGUACCGUUUGUUUCGUGUGAAAAGUUUCGUUUUAAUAACUAUACGCUGUAUAGAAUUUCUCCUGAAAAUGAUCAACACUACAAACUACUACAAGAUAUUCAAAAUACUGAUGUGAGAUUUGAUUUCUGGAGUGAUCCGACACCUUUAUUGGAUUUCGUAACGGUAUUGUCCAGUCCUGAAGACAAAGAUGAUUUAGAAGAAAUUCUGCGGGGAAAUAAAAUGAAAUAUGAGGUCACAAUGCAAAACAUCCAAGAAGCUAUUGAUAAGGAAACAGUGGAAAGUUAUACACGCAGUAAUAACAUAAGUAUGUCAUGGAACACGUAUUAUACUCUUGAUAGCAUAAACUCUUGGUUAGCUAACUUAAUAACAGCGUAUCCAGGUAUCGCUGGUAUGAUAAUUGGAGGUAGAUCUUAUGAAGGAAGAGACAUCAAGGGUCUUAAAAUAUCCCAUGGAUCAGGCAGAAGAGCAAUUUUCAUUGAAGGUGGCAUACAUUCUAGAGAAUGGAUUUCACCAUCGUCCGCAUGCUAUAUAAUAAAUGAACUUUUAACUAGCAAUGAUCCAGCAACAAGAGCGGCUGCUCGUGACUACGACUGGUAUAUAUUUCCAGUAACCAACCCUGAUGGUUACGUCUGGACGCAUGAACAGUUUCGUUUGUGGCGCAAAAACAGACGACCGAUUGGCACUGCAGUUGGAGUCGACUUAAACAGAAACUGGAACAAUAACUGGUUAGUGUCUGGUGCCAGUGUUAAUCCUGCAUCUGAUAUUUAUGCCGGACCGGGACCAUUUUCUGAACCAGAAACAUUAUCCCUGUCAGAAUAUAUAAGAUCUAUGGGAGAUAGAAUUGAUUUAUAUUUAUCAAUUCACUCAUUUAGUCAGUUAUUAUUGAUACCAUUUGGAAAUUCAACAGCAGCUUACGCUAAUUACCAUGAUGCAAUGAAUAUUGGAAGACGUGCGAUGGGCGCACUCUCUGUUAGAUACGGAACUCAAUACAUCACAGGAAAUAUCGCUGAGGCCAUAUAUCAAGCAACAGGAGGUAGUGUGGAUUGGGUCAAAGAACAGCUCAAAGUUCCUCUGGUAUAUUGUUACGAGCUACGUGACCGUGGCACGUUUGGUUUCCUCCUCCCAACGGAUCAGAUACGACCUAACAACGAGGAAGUCAUGGAUUCUUUGUUAGAAAUGAUCCAUCAAGCUAAGAGAUUCGGUUAUAUGAACAGCAGCAACGGCUUACACGGAUCUCUAUUCUUGUGUUUCUUAGCAUUAAUUAUAAAAAUGUUUCAUUGAUAACUAUAUUAAGUUAAGUAUACAUCUUCAAAUAAAAUUUUGA
Messenger RNA from Vanessa atalanta (red admiral), 1398 nucleotides. Its product is annotated as zinc carboxypeptidase-like. NCBI's taxonomy places the organism in Eukaryota, Metazoa, Arthropoda, Insecta, Lepidoptera, Nymphalidae. The coding region runs from base 36 to 1355 and encodes 439 amino acids. Gene Ontology annotation, molecular function: zinc ion binding; metallocarboxypeptidase activity. The transcript has 6 exons. The record is from RefSeq and is a predicted model, not a curated record. Gene Ontology annotation, biological process: proteolysis.